Trypanosoma brucei brucei TREU927 is the source of this 3540-nucleotide messenger RNA. RefSeq lists its product as hypothetical. NCBI's taxonomy places the organism in Eukaryota, Euglenozoa, Kinetoplastea, Trypanosomatida, Trypanosomatidae. Gene Ontology annotation, cellular component: cytoplasm. The transcript has a single exon. Gene Ontology annotation, molecular function: protein binding. The record is from RefSeq and is a predicted model, not a curated record. Bases 1 to 3540 code for a protein of 1179 amino acids.
AUGCUUUUUGGGGGAAAUGGUUCGCAUAGCGAAAUGCAAUGCAGUGACGGGAAAACAUGUGAAUGUAGCCCUCGACUCACGAAAAAGUACACUUUUAUUCCAUUAUGUUCAAGUCGUUUUACCAUGUUGUUGUCCAUCCCGGUAAGAAGUGGGUGCGAAGCAAACAGUUUAACGGUAACAAGGGAUAGAAAACAUGGAACAAGUAAUUGCGCUCCUCCAUCAGUUGAGGUGUCACCCUGCGCAUCUUCGUUUCUGGUAGGUGACGCCGCACAAAUUGUUGUUUGCCUCCUGAAGUCACCGAGCGUGUACCAAAUCUGUGGAACCGUUUUGUUCCGUCAACAUCGAGUUGGCUCACUCGCGUGUUGCUUUGUGGAACCUGAGGGCCGGUGGGGCGACUUUGGUUGUUCAGCAGUGACAACUCUCACAUCGAAUGAAUCUAAGAACAUACACAUCGGCGAGGGGAGCGAUAUAGUGUACUUUUCUUUUAUGUCCUCGACUGAGGUGAUGGCAGUAUCGUACGGGGCUUGCGUUGGGUACAUGCAACUGAGCGCUGACAAACACAUUAUAAAAGGGAAGAGCAUGCAAUUGGACGGCUUGUCAAACGUAUCUUGUGCCUGUUUGGUCAAUGAGCUGUCGUUAUUGGUGGUACUGACCGAGAGGUAUGUAUGUGGAGUGGUGGAUAUUCGCAGCGGUUGUAUUCUGGAGGUUGUAUGCGACAGCAUGCCGGUUAAAUUAGGCAUCCCGUCAUCGUGCGUCCUGCUACAGCUAGGAGAUAGUGGCACAAUUGAUAUCAUGGUGAACUUCCCCUCAAGUGUAGAACCACAUAUACUCACUUUGCGGAGAAAACAAUGUGAACCCCCCUCCGCUGACGCGCAAAAGCGUGUCAAAGCCAAGCAUAAUUCUCACCUCAAGGAUCUAACAGGUGGGCUGUGCACCAAGCGUUGCGAAGAUUUUUCCCUUGUGGCAUCCGUUGGGUGGGAAAUGGUGAAGUUUCUAGUCAUGCAAAAGGGGAAAUUGCGGGGCCUCGCUAAUUUUGAAAACGAAACUGGUACGCCCUUUUUCUCUGGAUUUUGGGCCGGUGAUCAUUUUGUUGCUAUCCGUGCCGAUGGUUUGGUUGUAUUCCUGUCGGUUGAGUUGCACCAGGGGCACUUCGAUAAGCUUGAGAUUUCCACGUUGGGAAGCAUGGACCUCAUAUCUUGCAGCGCUGCACUCUUGUACGAACAGUCCGAUCGCUUCUUUGUUUUAGCGGUGAAAAACAUGGAGGCACUAUGGAACAACGCAUCUGAUGCAGUCUGCAUAUCGGAUAGCAACAACGCAAGACGUAUGCUCAAGUGUCAUACCGCCCCUGUAUGCCCGACGGGCACCGUAUUGGUUGACACGGUGUUCUUUCGUGAUGGAAUUGCUCUGCUCACCGUCGAGUCUUCCGGAGACUGCUCAGCGACAUUUUUAACUGCGUCGGGAGCCCCAUCACUGCUAUUGGCGAGGGAAAAAAAUCCAGAAGAUAUUGCCAGUUGCCUGUUGUACGACCAAAGAGAAACAAUUUUCGUCACGGGGCACCAAGACGGAACACUGCAUGUUUGGAUUACGGUACAACUUAGACACAUCGUUCAUACAGGACACGCAGGGCCGGUGGACAAGGUAGUGUUACUACCCGAAGGCGGAAAACGGUGUAGUUACGGCUUCAUAUCCGUCUGUACGCAACGUGGGAGCGUGGUAGUGCAUCACGCCGAGACAUUUGAAUGUGUAUGCGUGGUGCAGGCGCCAAGUGCCCCACUUACCAGUCUACUGUGGGAUCCGUCGAGUGAGUGCAUGAUUGCAAUCAGUGGAACUCUCGGAAACCUUUGGCACGCACCCACACAUUGUAUUCGGUUCGCUUUUCACACUUCGUUGUGCACUGCUGAGGGCCUAAAACGACCGGAUCUACUGCGGUAUCCAUACAGGAGUGAAGACGUGGAGGUAGAUAAAAUCUCCGUGUGUGGAAGAACUUAUCUUUCCAUCCGUGUAGAUGUGGCGUCCCUUCUCGACGCACUGAGUCAGCGCGGUGCGGGUGAAUUAAGACCAAGUAGCCGGAUCGUGCUGUCUCUUUUAUUUUCUCGACUCAGUCAAGUUAUAAAGCAGUUAAGGGAGUUUGCUGGGUCUACGAAUACCUCGAAGGAUGGUCAUGAGUUUUUUAGUCCAGUCAAUGGGGUUCAGUCUGGCACGUAUACAUUAGCUACUUCCAUUGCGUGCAAAUUACUUAGCGGCUCGCGGGGAUCCGCGGAUCUUGAGAAGGUGAUAUACGGAAAGGAACUUUGUGACUCGCUUUUGAACUCAGGUUGUAUUGCGGAGGUGCCGACACCCGAAGACAUUAUUAUCCAAGCGUUUCCGCUUCUGUUAAAACUGACAGAAGUAGCACGAAAGGCAGUCCGUCAGUCCAUCAGGGCAGCAAUGGCUUUGCUUCCAACACAGAGGUUAAACGACCUGGUGAAAAAUCUCCUCAACAGUGCCUCCAGCGACUCAUCGAUACGUCGUUGGUUUGGGGUGUCAUAUUCAACUUCAAACGUUGAUGUGUGGUGCUAUAGCCUGUUGAUUCAGCUGACCAUUGCUAGUGAGGCACCAGCAGCUGAAUGUGCGGACGCAGUGUCUUCUGUGGUACAAAGCCUUCGUACGGAAACGCCGUGCUUUGCGAAGGUGCUCGUAGCCGAAGGCGAAACUCAACGCCUUCUAUUUUUUUUACUCGUUCUUAGAGACUACUACGCGUACAUGGCCGGAAACCUACUAACCGACUUACAACCCGUGGCUGACGCCGUGGCGACACUGGCAUUCGAAGCAGAUGGUAAUGUUUCUGCGUCAGCAGUGAAAACCCUGCUAGUGAUCACCAUCACAGAAGGAAGACCUUUCAUACAAGACUACCUAAAUAGGUGGUAUAGUACCAAUGUCCACUGGAGACCCCGCCUACUUGGGUUCUUGGGAAGCCUAAUUCAGGUGGCGCCUCUUCAGUCGUACAUUUCAUUUUCAACAAUGAGGGAACUGUUCCUACAGGCGUAUGAUCCACACAAUCCCAGUAGGGUAGAGAGGGACGCGUGUGCAAUGCCAGCGCUUCGUUUGAUUGGUCUAGCGGUUACUUACCUUCCCAACGUUUCCUUUCAGCAGCAGCUGCAGUACCUAGCUGUAGGCAACCACGACGGUGUUGUACAGGUCAUCGAUUUAAAAACAACCGGUAUCAUCGCCUCAUUUGCCUCCCACACAGAAGCUAUCCUUUGUGUCUCAUAUAGUAGCAACACGUCGAGCCAUGACAUCGCGGUUCUUGGCGAAAAAAUGAAUCAGGUAAAGGUGUGGCAUGGAAGCCGCUCCACUGGUGUAUUCGGUGCACUGUUUUCGGGCCCCACGAUUGAAUUUCGUCUCAGAUUCGUCGUUGAUAUACCACUACUCACGACAUUCGAUCCGGUGUCGUGUGACCUGCAGCUAUUAGUUACCAAGUGCAAGCUGAAGUGGCUCUCGCCGCGAUGUGUUGAACUGUGCACACCAGUUCAUGACAGAUUGAGACUAACUGUUCCGUAA